AUGUUGUACAUAUCACAUUCUGAUGCAACAGAGCGUCUUGCUCGUAUUCAACGUGUGAGACAAGGUAUUGCUGACAGCCAGGUGGAAGCCUCCUUACGACUUUCUAAUAUUACUAAGGAUUGUGACAAAGGGAAAGGUCUGGAGUUUUCUUCUAAGGAGCAUGAUUUGAAUGAUCUGAAUGAUAGUAGGUUGCAGCAGAGAAGUCACGCUAACCUCCGAAAACGUGAUUUGGAGAGUGAUGGCGAGUCGGAAGCAUCGUCUUCCAAACUGCCCUUCCUCGGAGGGGCGAGUCGUGAGGAAAUCUGGAAGCAACGGGUCACAGAGGAAACACCCUUCUUCUUGGAGAAGGAAAACCAGUGGUCGGGAAAGCGAGGUGAUUGGUUCAGAGCAGGUGGAGAGCCAAGAUCAUUUUCAAAGUCAACAAGCAAGUUUCAAGAGGAAACCUUCCUCUGCGUUGAACGGUUCAGAGUACAAGAAUAA
This is a messenger RNA of Eruca vesicaria subsp. sativa (arugula), 480 nucleotides long. NCBI's taxonomy places the organism in Eukaryota, Viridiplantae, Streptophyta, Magnoliopsida, Brassicales, Brassicaceae. The record is from the annotation of a GenBank genome assembly.